GCGGCGCCGCCCGGGCUCCCCCGGCUCGCUGCCUCCCAUGUCUUCGGGGCCCCCUCGGGGGGCGGCGGCCCCGCGGGAGGCGGAGGCGGCGCUGCCGUAAUGGCCCUGGAGGAGAAGCGGGAGAAGCGACCACCCGUCACCCCCAUGAUGAUCGAGGAGGAGGCAGCCCUGCGCAACGGCAGCCGUGGACUGCCGCCGGGGCCCUGGGCCGAGGCGGCGGGGCCGCGACCCCGCACGACGGAGCGGCACAUCGCCGUGCACAAGCGCCUGGUGCUGGGCUUCGCCGUCUCCAUCCUGGCGCUGCUGGCCGUGACCAUGGUGGCCGUGCUGCUCAGCGUCCGCUUCGAGGAGUGCGGCGCCGCCGCCGACGGACCCCCGCGGGCCGCCAACAACGGGAGCCUGCCGGGACUCGCGGCUGGGCAGCCCCGCGGCCGGGCCGAGCCGCGGGAGGAGACGCGGGGCGGGGAGGAGGCGGCGGAGCAGCAGCAACAGCAGGAGGAGGAGGAGGAGGAGGAGUGGCAGCGGCGGCGGGAGCUGCCGCCCUGGGCCCGGCCACGGCUGCCGCGGCACCUGAGACCGCUGCACUACAACCUGAUGCUGAGCGCCUUCAUGGAGAACUUCACCUUCUGCGGGGAGGUGAACGUGCAGCUGGAGGUGCGCAACGCCAGCCGCUACAUCGUGCUGCACGCCCACCGCAUGCACAUCGAGGCGGUGCGCGUGGCCGAGGACAAGCUGGCGGGCGCCGUGCGGGUGGCACGGUCCUUCCUCUACCCCCAGACCCAGGUCCUGGUCGUCGUCCUCAACCGCAGCUUGGAAGUGCAGCGGAGUUACAACCUCAAGAUCAUCUACAACGCGCUCAUCGAGAACGAGCUGCUGGGCUUCUUCCGCAGCUCCUACGUCCUGCACGGCGAGCGCAGGUUUCUUGGUGUUACACAGUUCUCUCCUACUCAUGCCAGAAAAGCCUUUCCUUGCUUUGAUGAGCCCAUCUACAAGGCCACUUUCAAAAUCAGCAUCAAGCAUCAGGCAACUUAUAUAUCUUUGUCCAACAUGCCAGUUGAAACAUCUGUUUUUGAAGAAGACGGGUGGGUUACAGAUCACUUUUCACAAACCCCUCUGAUGUCCACAUAUUACCUGGCUUGGGCAGUGUGCAAUUUUACAUACCGGGAAACCAUCACCAAGAGUGGAGUAGUUGUACGAUUGUACGCAAGGCCUGAUGCAAUCCGAAGAGGAUCAGGAGACUAUGCCCUAAAUAUUACAAGAAGACUCAUUGAAUUUUAUGAAGAUUAUUUUAAAGUGCCCUAUUCCCUGCCAAAAUUAGAUCUGCUAGCUGUGCCUAAACAUCCCUAUGCUGCUAUGGAGAACUGGGGACUGAGUGUUUUUGUGGAGCAAAGGAUACUACUGGAUCCAAGCAUUUCUUCUAUAUCAUACCUGCUGGAUGUCACCAUGGUCAUUGUACAUGAGCUAUGUCAUCAGUGGUUUGGUGACCUCGUGACUCCAGUUUGGUGGGAGGAUGUGUGGUUGAAAGAGGGUUUUGCUCACUAUUUUGAAUUUAUUGGGACAGACUACCUCUACCCAGGAUGGAACAUGGAAAAGCAGAGAUUUCUGACAGAUGUUCUACAUGAAGUGAUGUUGCUAGACGGUUUGACCAGUUCACAUCCAGUAUCCCAGGAGGUGCAGCAAGCCACAGACAUUGACAGGGUGUUUGACUGGAUUGCAUAUAAAAAGGGCGCAGCUUUAAUUCGAAUGCUUGCUAAUUUUAUGGGUCACUCUGUGUUUCAAAUGGGCUUGCAAGACUAUUUAACCAUUCACAAGUAUGGCAAUGCAGCCAGAAAUGAUCUCUGGAACACAUUGUCAAAGGCUUUAAAAAGGGUUGGAAAAUCUGUAAAUAUCCAAGAAGUAAUGGAUCAAUGGACGCUACAGAUGGGUUAUCCUGUUAUCACCAUCUUGGGAAAUGAAACUACGGACAAUGUCAUAGUAAUCUCCCAAGAGCGUUUUGUUUAUGAUAGUGAUACUAAAACCAAGGAUUCUGGCCUUGGAGACAACAGCUACUUGUGGCAGAUUCCAUUAACAAUUGCAGUAGGAAAUACGAGCCACAUCUCAUCAGAGGCAAUUAUAUGGGUGUCUAACAAAUCAGAACACCACAGAAUUCCUGCUUUGGAAGAGGCAAGUUGGUUGCUGGGGAACAUCAACCAGACUGGCUACUUCAGAGUUAAUUAUGAUAUUAGGAAUUGGAGGCUGCUGAUUAAUCAGCUGACAAGGAACCAUGAGGUUAUCUCUGUCAGCGAUCGAGCAGGCUUGAUAGAUGAUGCAUUCAAUCUAGCCAGAGCUGGUUAUUUGCCUCAGAAUAUUCCUUUGGAGAUUAUCAGAUACCUUUCAGAGGAGAAGGAUUUUCUACCUUGGCAUGCAGCCAGCCAAGCUCUUUAUCCUCUAGAUAAAUUACUGGACCGCACAGAAAACUACAACAUCUUCAGUGAGUAUAUUUUAAGACAAGUCGCAUCAAUGUAUCUCAAGCUUGGAUGGCCAACGAAUAAUUUAAACAAAUCGCUUGUUCAAGCAUCCUACCAACAUGAAGAGUUGCGCCGGGAAGUCAUCAUGUUGGCCUGCAGCUUUGGUAACAAACACUGUCACCAGCAGGCUGCAACAUUAAUUUCAGAUUGGAUUUCUAGCAAUAGAAACCGAAUCCCACUUAAUGUGAGAGACAUUGUCUACUGUACAGGAGUUUCACUGAUGGAUGAAGAUGUAUGGGAGUUCAUUUGGAUGAAAUUUCAUUCUACACUAGCAGUUUCUGAGAAGAAAAUAUUAUUAGAAGCCUUAACUUGCAGUGAUGACAGAAACUUGCUUAACAGACUUUUGAAUUUGUCUCUCAACUCAGAAGUUGUCCUGGAUCAGGAUGCAAUUGAUGUGAUAAUCCAUGUUGCUCGAAAUCCACAUGGAAGAGACCUUGCUUGGAAGUUUUUCCGAGAAAAAUGGAAAAUAUUAAAUGCCAGGUAUGGAGAAGCAUUAUUUAUGAAUUCAAAGCUUAUCAGUGGAGUCACAGAAUUCCUUAAUACCGAAGAAGAACUAAGAGAGCUAAAGAACUUUAUAAAGAGUUAUGAGGAGGGAGCUGCUGCCUCUUUCUCUCGUGCUGUGGAAACAGUGGAAGCCAAUGUGCGGUGGCAAAGACUUUAUAAGGAAGAACUAUUCCAGUGGUUAAGAAAAUCCUUGACACACUAAUCUGUCUUUCCAGCUGAACUUUUAACCAGAAGCACUACAAAAGGAAAAGAAGUUUAAGAAGUGAUCAGCAUUAAAAUCAUGAAGACAAGAUCAAAUUGCAGGGAGUUUUCUUUUUCCUUUUUUUUUUAAUUAUGGGUUGUUUUGUUUGUUUGUUUAUUUUUUACACCGGGCUGUUUUGAAACUGUCAAUAAGCUUUUCAGAAGAAAAGGUCAUGAGUGCUUGUGAAAUCUGAUCCUAAGUGUACACAACCAAACAUGAUAUUAAGUGGUGCAUGUAAAUGUUAAAGAAAAACUAGCAAACAAAAAACCCUUCAAAGACUAUUUUGUGCAUGCUUUUACCGUCUCUGCCUGUAUUCUAGCAUGCUUAUGUAUAACAGCCACAUUUUAUAUGUGAAUUCCAGUUACGUCAAAGAUGGGCAUUGUACAAAGCACAAAGACUUCUCUACGACAAUCAGUGUUGCAAUGAACAAAAAGAAGGGAAGGAAGAGGAAAUGCAGAAGGAUUCCAUCUUAGGGCAGUAUGAGAUAUAAAUUCAGCUUUCCCACUAGCUGCCAAUUACUCCACCAUUUAGACUGUCUUUUGAUUGUCACAAAGGUGCCAGCUCAUUUUUUGAGUUGCUAGUUGUUGUAGCUGCAGUUUCCAUAUUCCUGCAUUUAAAUUGUCAUCUUGGAGGGGAAGAGAGAGAGAAAAUGAGAGAGAAGGACGUCAUUCAUUCAUUCAUGCGCUAUAAUUAUAAAUUUAUUCACUGCUGAUCAGUGAAACUGUGUAACUUUAGCUGUGAACAUAGUCAGUUUCUAUGAGGAGAACUUUGCAUUGAUUUUAUAGAAUCCAUGAAUCACUUCUUCUGAGCAAAUUUACAAGGCAGAGAUAUUCAUGAUGGGUCACCUAACCUGUGCAGUAAUAACUUACACAGCUGAUAAUGCACAAAUAUUAUAAGUCGACAUAGGAUUUAAAUGGAAAUUAGGAAAAGAGGAGAAUAUCUUCCAUUCAAAGACACAAAAUUAACCAACAGCUGUCUCCAUGCAGUAGACCAGCCUCGGUAGUGAUUUACUAACAGACAAAUCCUGUGCUCUAUGUGGGCAGUGUCUUUGCAAAUAUGGAUUGUGCCAUUUAUGCCAACUUAGAAAACUGAAAUAUGGAGAAAGAAAUGUGUGUGUGUGUGUGUAUUCGUAUAAGAUAGUACCACACAAACACGGUUUUUCUCUUUCCUUGUAUUUCACAUAGAAGUGUUCUAAAUGGGUGAUACUUUUCUUACUUGCUUGUUUCUUUUUUCUCAGUUUUUAAUUUGAGUGGUCAGUGAUGAAUUGGAAAUUAGUUGCACAGUGCCCAUCUGCACCAUUGGUGCUAUUUGAUGAGGACAAAACUGAUUCAUCUUAGGGUUGAAUGCUCUCCUCUCCGCCAUGGAGGAAGAUGAACAAGCAGAAAAUUAAUAAAGCUACUGAGUUUACAGGAGGCAGGUUGCAGCAAUUUCAGAGGGUGGUUAUAGAUGUAUAAAAGUGUUUCUUUAUCACAGCCCAGUCCAUUACAACCAUCUGGUCACAUCAUUGCCUGUAUACUGGAAACAUGUGGUCAGACAAAUUAGAAGACGCACGUUUUAUCAUGCUGUUUCCUUCACAGGGCAUGGAAAUUAUCAAAAUGUUUUUACACUAUCAGUUUCUUAACUCUAGUGAGUUGUUUGUGAAUUGAAAUAUUAUUGCAAAAAAGAACCAAAACCCAGCAUCUUCAUUUAUUAGAUUUAUUAAGUUGUGUGGAGACAGUAUUGAUUUCUGGGCUCACAUUCCCAUGCCACUCUCUCCCUCAAGAACUGGUAAAUAUCUCGUAACUAAGCUGUCCUACCACUAUCAUGGGCCUAUCACCCAUUUUGAGCCUCUUAUUUUGUGUUAUUACCAGGGUACUCUUUGCAGACUAAGUGUAUAAAACGCUUGGGUGGUCAUCUGCUCCAGGGUACGUUAGCUUGACCACAUACAAUGAAAAGAAGGGGUAAUCCUGUUCUCUUGUACUGUUAACUCUUUGCCUUAUAGUAAUCCCUAAACCUCUGUGCUGUGUUGCAGUACUAGUGAACCUAGUGCCCAGAGGCAUUAUUGUGUCCAUGUUGAAUUAAAUCCUCUUCCUCCUCCUAUGUAUUUUACCUACCUCACAGGCAUGUUGUGAGGCUUGACUAAUGUUAGCAAAGUUCUUGAAUAUCCUCUAAAGAAAGGCAUUUAAAAGUGCUGAGUAUUAUUUUAUGUGGUUGACCAAACUCAGCCUCAGUGCCACUAUGUAGCUGUCACACUUUUAAUUUCUACUGAAUGAAAUUGUAUGUGGAUUUAUUAUUAUAAAAAAGCAAGCCAAAUACUCUUUAUAUUUGUAAUGAAGCCCGAAGUUAUAAUCUCCAAAGAGUGCACAGAAAGCCAAGCACUCAAACAUGAGUUACUUUGGGGAUUUCAGAGAAAAGAAAGUUGAAUAAUGGUUUUCCCAUUUCAAAUUCUGUUCAAGAUUGUCUUUGAUGACUUUUGUUUUUCAUCACCACAGACUAAGCCACAUACCUCCAGACUGCACAUAGAAGUUUUAGGCCUUUCCACUGAUAAAGGGCAAACUAACAAUGCAUUUCAAAGUUGAAAAUUUAAUUCAGCCUGUGUAUUCUGCACAGUGCGCAGAAAUUUCCAUUGUUGUUCAUUAGAAUUUAAGUUCUUACACAUUUAUCUAGUUUUGGAUGCAAAUUAAUAUUGUAGUGGCCUUGAACAACUGGUCUAUCACAAAUUUUAAGCCCUACAUGUAUGUAUUAUACAUACCUAUUGAUGUAUUGCUUAUAAUUGUUGUAUUAUAAUGAUGUUUGUAUUACAGAUCUAAUUAAGGUUGACUUAGUCUUUCCAUUGUAUUGAUUGAUUCUAUUCUUUUUAUAUUUUUUAUUUAAACUGUUUCACACUGAAUCAGGAUGAAGUUUAAAUGGACUAAAUCCAACAAAAUUAUAGCUUUUUUUUUUUUUAAGUUUUUUACAAUAUUCAAUCCCCCUGUAUUUAAUUAUAUUUCUUAAGAAUUUUUUUUCUGUAGGAAGUUUCACACAGCUAUGUGUUAAAAGGAUAGUUGAUACCUCAUGGGAAACUAAUAGUCCUCUUAAAAAAAAAUAUAUAUAUCUAUUUAUCUGAUUGAUAUUUUUUCUCCUUUACCAGUCCUUUUCUUCCUUUGUCCUCAUUUAAAGAUGGGCACAUUUUUAUGGUUUGGAUUAGGAUUAAUAAACCAAAUACCCCAAACUUCUUAGCAUUUUCAAAUACAGUAUGUAAAUCUGUUCUUUUUUGUGAGAGGAGAUGCUGCAAAAUGUGAAACCAGUGUGGAUGUGUCCCUUAUUCAAGCUUAGAAGUCAUUUUAUAGAGAUUUGAUGAGGCCUUUGCAAGACUUGAGAUUCCUUGCACUUACUAAUUCUUAUAGCUUACUAAAUCAUAUACGAAGGCAUGACACGAUGUUAUGCUGUCAUAAUAAUAUGGCAACCUUUGUACUUCUUUAACACUGUCCACUACAAAAAUUCUCAACUUACUACUUUGUAGCUGGUAGAAAUACUAUUCUUAUAUCCUCUGCUGACAGCUAUUGAAACGAUAGUUUUUGCUAAUUGUGGCUGGAGCAGAACAAUGAGGAAGUUUGCUUCUGAAAUGAAAUGUCACUUCUGCCAUUACUGAGAGUACUUUGAACACUAAGUUUGACUGAUUUAGAUGGAAAAACUUCGUAUGUAUUAAGUUCUUUCAAAUUUGUGACCUUUGAUGAUCUUUUCACUGAAUAUAGCAAGAACUCUGAUACUAUGAUGGGAACUGCAGGUGAAUUUUACGUAGCUUUUUGGCUGUUGUGGAUAUUUCAUUGAUUUCAUUGGGUUUUAGAGUGUCAAAGGAAAUAUCACCAGUGAUGCAGAGAGGACUUUUCACAGCAAGGAUCUUAAACCAUACAACUAAACCUAAAUCUAAAUAGCAAAAAAUAAAAGAAGAAAAUGUCAUGUGUAUGUAUGUAUAUGUGUGUGAAAGGUCCUCUGUAGAGAUAAUUUUCCCAUAAAAUGUUAAUCAGUCUAAUUCUUUGGAUAGAAUAGAGUGAAUAUUUGAUGAAGAGGGUGGCUUUGUUUAAGUACCUGUGUAAUAAGAUCUUUGUUUUCCACAUGACCAUAGUCAAUACUGCAGUCAGAGAAAAUAGACUGAGUCAAAUGUGAAACUUUCUCUUUGAGGAAAAGCAACGUGUCUUUGGAAACUGUUUAUGUAUGUAACUUCUGAUACAAGUACUUAGCAUAUCAGGCCACCUGUCCUAAAGCAGGGCUUAUAGCCACAGUGUCAGUAUGAGUGUGAGGGAGUAAAAACACUGUCCUGUUGCUAAGCAUCCUGAAUACAGACUGUUCUCCCAGCCUUACAUCGAGCAGCCUGAAAACUGCAGGCUGUAUCAUCCACUGCCCAUGAGCCUGCCUGCAUCAGGAGGGCAGCUGGAGUGCAAAGAAUCUCAAUCCAAGUUUCUGUCAGCUAGAUGGCAGGGAAAGAAGGUCUCUGCUGGCUAUGGGUUGUGGAUGGUCUUCGGAGAUUUGCAUCAUUGCCUUGUGUGACCUUGGAAACAGGUCCAGCUAGUGAGUCUGCAUUGAAUGGAAAAAUCCAAAUCCCUGCACUGCAGCCACCGCAGCCGGAAAUUGUUGACCAAAAUCUUUGUAAAGAUCUCAAAUAUUGUAGUGUCUGUUGUUGAGAAAUCAUUUCAAACAGUCAAAAAAUACAUUAAAUUUUCAAAUAUGCAUAAGAAUGCAGACAAUCUUUAUGAUAUUUUUUGUUAAUAUUGAGAAUGUGCCAUGAGUUCAGCCCAUUUUCUAACAUAGGAUUUGGAAAGAUGUCACUACAAAUUCUUUGUGCUUGUAAUAGUACUUACUGUACUAAUACCACCAAAAAAUUCUGUACAAACGUGUGACACUGGUGUCUGUGCAGUUCCCUUUUUACAUGUAAAACUUUAAAAAAUGAGCCAUUUUAUUUUUCAUGCAACUUCAGGAGCCUCUGCCUAUCUUCUGAAAUCCAAUAAAACCACCUUGACUUGAGUGAGCGGUCCCUCCUGACAUAAGGAAUUCAUUUUUCAAAGAGAAUGAAGGAGAGGAAGGCAGUGUUGUGCAUGAAGAUUUUUUACUGAAGUAAGGCCAUAUGCCCUGGUUGGAGCAGAAUUUUAAUGUCAAGUGUAUUUUGAAGAAUCUGGUGGAUCUGGAGUGCAUCUUAUGUCUUCAUGCUGGCAGUGGAAGGCAGCUUCACUACAGUAUACCCUACAUUGUAACACAGUUGAGGUCGGCUUGUAUAAAACACUUUCUAUGUGGAAUGGUUUCAGUGUGACUUUGUGUUUAAGGAGAACCACCCAUAUGCACAAGUUCUGUGGAUUCGGAGCUGGUGUCCUUUCUCUGAAAACAGCAUUUAUACUUUCCUGAUUCGUAUUGAGUGAUUAAGUGUGGAGUGGUAAAGAAGUAUUGCUGAAUACUUUGCUUAUUUUAUGUACACUGUUUAUAAUGGAGUGAUGUUGGACAGCACGUGGGUGGGCAGCACUGUAAGAGUAUGCAGUGCAGCCGGGGUGUGAGCCACAAGGCCCUAAUGUUUCUUGCUCAGCAUUGUGUGGGUUUGCCUGAUAAGGAUGUCCCUGAUGCAAUGGAGGAGGCCAAGAGUUGAGAUGCAGUAUCUGUUCUGUGCAAUCCGUUUUGAUACAGGUAAUUUGUUCAUCUCUGUAAUUUCAAAAUGAAGUCUCACUGAACUGAUGGCACACGUGUGGCCAUGGCUCCUCAGACAGCGCAGCAUGAGAUAGAUCCCUUGAAGUAACCAAUGUGAACUGCAGCUGAGGAUCUAACCCUUUGCUGUCAGAGCAGCCCUGAGGUGCCUGCUAGGCUGGUGUACAGACUGAUUCACAUGUUUGUGUGUACGCUUCAGUAGCACGUGUUUGAUGGCAGAUUUUUUUGUUUAGUCUUUCCUUUGCUUUUUUUUUUUUUUUUUUUUUUUAAAUUAGAGUAAUACUUUGCGAUUGAUUCCAGUGUGAUAAAGCUUUAUAAUAAGAUGUUUGGAGAACUGCGGAAUACUGUAUUGUGAAGAGUGUGGCAAUGACCCUCUCUUUCCUGCAAACAGUAGAUUUCAGCAACGAUGAAGUUCCCUGGACGUUCUGUGGAGAAACAUUCCGAGCAGUUCCUAACGGAAACAUCAUUGUAACUACUGUAUAACUAUCCUGUACAAAGACAGCUUUAUUAUAUGUGUAAAUGUAAUUUUGCUAUGUUGUUUUUAUGUUCAAGGGACAAUAGACUUUGGUAUGGGUGAGACAUAUAGCCUUAUAAAAACAGAGAGUGCAGUUUCUGUCUGAUGUUUUACUGAAAGGUGUUUGUUGCUCUAUUUUUGAAGAAGAUAAACACAUACAUAAACUAUUUCCCUGAAAAGUAAUGAUCUAUUCCACUACAUAUGCUUCAAUGACAUAAUGGACUAUAAUAUUGAAAAUAAAGGCUUGGUAAUAAAUUGCAAUUUUUCCCAAGAGACUCCACACGUAAGAUCUUUUGAUACCUUAAGAAGAAAGAAAAAGUCCGGCAGCUAUUAAUGCUGGUUAUAAUAGAUGAAUCCCUUUAUUAAUUCUGUCUCACCCUUAGAUUAAUUCUGAAUACUGUAAUUAGAAGAACAUAUUUUCGCAUUACUUCUCAAAUCUGUACUCUUAUGGAAUUCAGUUCUUUGUCAAGUAAGAGGUGGAGCUCGUUCAGCUGAGAUACAGUUCACUGGUGGUUUCACACAAAUAAGUGUUUGCAAGAUCAGAAUGCCAUUUUCAUUUAUAGGAAACACAGAUCACUGCAUUAUGUCAGUUUUGUCUCUAUGUACCAGUUGUACAUGCAUAUACAGCUUCUAAUUCUGGAUCAUUUGCUUUGACAAAGCUAUUAUUGCAUAUUAAAACUUAGACCUCUCACUUAAAAGUGUCAGCUCAGCAAAGCAGUUGACCACAGCUCAGCCAUGUAUGUAGGCAGCUAGGCAGUACCCCUAAUUUCUGUGGAGUUAAUCAUGUGAUUCAAAUUAUGUAAAGCUGGCAAGUGAUGUAGUUACUGGUUUCAAGCUCAGAAUAUAAUGAUGUGGUUUUGCUCAAUUUAGAGUCGUUAGUUUCUUUUUACUGAGCUUUUCUUGUCUUUUCAUUUUUUGUAGGAAAACAUAUUUUGCAUAUAAAGAGAAGAUAUUGAUUCUCAGUUAUCUAAAAAUGCCAAUUUUAACAGCGUUAUUCAUUUAGUGUUUGAAACAUCCUAGGAUUUGGGAAUAUGAACAAAAUUAUUCUUACAAUGUUAGUUAAUGAAUAUACAACGCUAAUCAGCAAAUUAAACCACUAACAAGAUACAAUAUAUGAAUUUAUGUUACAGUUUAUCAGAACAGUGUUCUUCUAUGAUAUGCCUUCAAAAAUGACUCCAUAAACAACUCUCAACAUAAAAUUUUAUUUCACAUCAAGAACUGACUAAAUGGGUCUUUUUUUUUUCUUU
Tympanuchus pallidicinctus (lesser prairie-chicken) is the source of this 10659-nucleotide messenger RNA. It is a transcript of the gene TRHDE, whose product is annotated as thyrotropin releasing hormone degrading enzyme. Gene Ontology annotation, molecular function: peptide binding; metalloaminopeptidase activity; zinc ion binding. Lineage: Eukaryota; Metazoa; Chordata; Aves; Galliformes; Phasianidae. Bases 100 to 3213 code for a protein of 1037 amino acids. Gene Ontology annotation, cellular component: cytoplasm. The record is from RefSeq and is a predicted model, not a curated record. Gene Ontology annotation, biological process: proteolysis; peptide catabolic process. The transcript is spliced from 19 exons.